This is a messenger RNA of Lolium rigidum, 1200 nucleotides long. RefSeq names its product polyubiquitin-like. Gene Ontology annotation, biological process: modification-dependent protein catabolic process; protein ubiquitination. Lineage: Eukaryota; Viridiplantae; Streptophyta; Magnoliopsida; Poales; Poaceae. The record is from RefSeq and is a predicted model, not a curated record. Gene Ontology annotation, cellular component: cytoplasm; nucleus. The transcript has a single exon. Gene Ontology annotation, molecular function: protein tag activity; ubiquitin protein ligase binding. The coding region runs from base 1 to 1152 and encodes 383 amino acids.
AUGCAGAUGCAGAUCUUUGUGAAGACUUUGACCGGCAAGACUAUCACCCUUGAGGUGGAGUCCUCUGACACCAUCGACAACGUCAAGGCGAAGAUCCAGGACAAGGAGGGCAUCCCUCCGGACCAGCAGCGCCUCAUCUUUGCCGGCAAGCAGCUGGAGGAUGGCAGGACCCUUGCUGACUACAACAUCCAGAAGGAGUCCACCCUCCACCUGGUGCUCCGCCUCCGUGGUGGUAUGCAGAUCUUCGUCAAGACCUUGACUGGCAAGACUAUCACCCUUGAGGUGGAGUCCUCCGACACCAUCGACAAUGUCAAGGCAAAGAUCCAGGACAAGGAGGGCAUCCCUCCGGACCAGCAGCGCCUCAUCUUCGCUGGCAAGCAGCUGGAGGAUGGCCGCACCCUUGCUGACUACAACAUCCAGAAGGAGUCCACCCUCCACCUGGUGCUGCGCCUUCGUGGUGGUAUGCAGAUCUUUGUCAAGACCUUGACCGGCAAGACUAUCACCCUUGAGGUGGAGUCCUCCGACACCAUUGACAAUGUCAAGGCAAAGAUCCAGGACAAGGAGGGCAUUCCCCCGGACCAGCAGCGCCUCAUCUUUGCUGGCAAGCAGCUGGAGGAUGGCCGUACCCUCGCUGACUACAACAUCCAGAAGGAGUCCACCCUUCACCUUGUCCUCCGCCUCCGUGGUGGUAUGCAGAUCUUCGUCAAGACCCUUACUGGGAAGACCAUCACACUUGAGGUGGAGUCCUCCGACACCAUCGACAACGUCAAGGCAAAGAUCCAGGACAAGGAGGGUAUUCCCCCGGACCAGCAGCGCCUCAUCUUUGCUGGCAAGCAGCUGGAGGAUGGCCGUACCCUCGCUGACUACAACAUCCAGAAGGAGUCCACCCUUCACCUUGUCCUCCGCCUCCGUGGUGGUAUGCAGAUCUUCGUCAAGACCCUGACCGGCAAGACUAUCACCCUUGAGGUGGAGUCAUCCGACACCAUCGACAACGUCAAGGCAAAGAUCCAGGACAAGGAGGGUAUUCCCCCGGACCAGCAGCGCCUCAUCUUUGCUGGCAAGCAGCUGGAGGAUGGCCGCACCCUUGCGGACUACAACAUCCAGAAGGAGUCUACCCUCCACCUGGUGCUCCGUCUCCGCGGUGGUCAGUAAGUGUCUUGGUGUUGGAGCUGGUGGGCUGCCUUGUUGUCGCCCUUGAAA